Messenger RNA from Chanos chanos (milkfish), 3156 nucleotides. RefSeq names its product protein mono-ADP-ribosyltransferase PARP12-like. Gene Ontology annotation, cellular component: nucleus. Lineage: Eukaryota; Metazoa; Chordata; Actinopteri; Gonorynchiformes; Chanidae. The record is from RefSeq and is a predicted model, not a curated record. Bases 1 to 2214 code for a protein of 737 amino acids. The transcript is spliced from 12 exons. Gene Ontology annotation, molecular function: metal ion binding; NAD+ poly-ADP-ribosyltransferase activity.
AUGGAUUGGGGUUGGAGUAGUUUCGAGGUCACAGAAUCCACAAUUAUAAAACUGAUUUGUGGGAAUAAUGGAGCAAUAAACUACGAUGAACUGUUGUCAAAUUUGACUUACGGCUCACUGGGGAGCAUUGCAUGUACUAUUGAAAACAGUGACAACUUUGCCGUCGUUAACUCAAACGGAGAGAAGAGGGUGUUAGUAAAAACUAAACUUAAAUUAUGUAAAGUCCUGAAAUGUGCUGGAUGCGGAAAUCUACACCUCUGUAAAUUAUACUUGUAUGGGAAUUGUCGAAGGCGGGUGUGUCAGUUUAGCCAUGACCUACAUUCAGGGCACAACACCAUACUGCUACAGGAGCAUAACCUGCAGGACCUGCUCAAAGAGGAGCUGCGUGUCCUGUUGCUUCAGAGUGACACUUCCUUACUGCCAGCGGUGUGCCAUUCAUAUAAUAACGGAACAGGAGAGUAUGGUAAAUGCCAGGAUGGAGAGAACUGCAAGAGGCUCCAUAUCUGUGAGAAGUACCUCAGAGGUCCCUGCACAUGUACUCGCUUGCAUGACUUCCACGCUGCUCAUCCAUGGAAAGCCCUGAGGGCCAAAGGGGUACCCAGUGAGCUUCUGACUUCUAUGAAGGCAGUGUACACCAACAUUGAGGCUCUACGAGACUUCAACAAAGGCAAGAAUCCGAGGUCUGGUCCAAAACAGGGCGCCGGUGCUGCAGGUUGUUCUAAUGCUAAAUUUGGCUCAAGGCCCGGUAAAGGCCAGGGUUCUGAGCCCAAGACCACCCAGAACAGUACUUCCAUUCCAGAGAUUUGCAUGUACUUUGUCAAGGGAAGCUGUAAGCAUGGUGACAAAUGUAGAAGGGAACAUUCAAAACUCCCUUAUAAAUGGGAGGUGAUGGAUGGUCAGGGGUGGGCUGCUCUUCCAGACAAUGAGGAAAUUGAAAAAGACUUCUGUAAUCCAGCCAAAACUUACAGUACGGGAAUUGAACCAGUGUGCUUCGAUACAAUGACCAAGGGAUUACGCCGUGUCCGGCGUCUGUCUACUGUCUCCUCUGUGAUCCAGCCCACUUUCAUCCUUACGACUGAGUGGGUCUGGUACUGGGAAGAUGAGUAUGGCAAAUGGAUCCAGUAUGCAUCAAUAAAAGGGGGUCACAACAUGGCCUCUCUUGGCUGUGAGGACCUGGAGCAGAAAUAUCAGGAGAACAACAAUGCUGUAGUUGAGUUCACAGCAGGGUCACAGACCUAUGAGCUCAGCUUCCAAGAUAUGAUCCAAAAAAAUAAGCGUUAUGGCACCAAAAAGUUGGUGAGAAGACGUCCUGUCUUUGUAUCCUCAGCUGAUGCACAAAAGAUCAGAACAAGCAAAAAGCCAUUGAACAAUCAAUUAAAUUUCAAAGCAUUGCCGGACAACUGGGAUAAGUCCUUGACACCUGAAACGGGAUACAAGAGAGUGACCCUGCAGAGAACCAGCAGUGAGUAUAAGGAGAUCCUGGCCAUGUUCAAUAAGACCAUGCAUGACUUCAGUGUUGUGCAGAUUGAGAGGAUUCAGAAUAGGGCACUGUGGGAGGUCUAUCAGUGGCAAAGAGAUUUCAUGAAAAAGCAACACUCAGACAAGAAUGUGACAGAGAAGCAACUCUUCCAUGGAACUGACUCCAAACACAUUGAUGCCAUCUGCACAAACAACUUUGACUGGAGGAUCUGUGGAACUCAUGGGACUGCGUAUGGGAAGGGAAGCUAUUUUGCUAGAGAUGCAAGAUACUCUCACAGUUACACUGGUCAGUCUGGAACCAGGUCUAUGUUUAUUUGUCGGAUUCUGGUUGGAGAAUACACCAAGGGACACUCAAGCUACCUCCGCCCUCCCUCCAAAGAUGGUGGGGACACCAUUUUCUAUGAUAGCUGCGUGGAUGAUGUGUAUAACCCCUCCAUAUUUGUUGUAUUUGAGAAGCAUCAGAUAUACCCUGAGUACCUCAUCCAGUACAGAGAGGUGACACCAGCUUCAGCAGUGGACAGCUUUUACUAUCAACCCGUGACCAGACAAGCAACAGUGUAUAAUCCAAAACCGGCACCGGCACCAGCACCAGCACCAACACCAACUUACAGACCCCCAGCACACACUUACAGACCAGCAGCGGCAGCCUCAAGUCCUGCUCCAUCUGUCUCUUCCUUCACUCAGAGCUACAGUACUCCAAAGGCCAAGUCUGAUAAUUCCUGUAUCAUCAGCUGAUGAGUUGAGACAGUCAGAAUUUUAAGUGAAAUGAGAGAAAGUAUAAAUUGUGUCUUUAACAUUGUUUAAAAACAUGUAGUGGCAUUUGCACUACCUUGCCUUAUGCUGUUGUAGCUUGAAGGAGUUUGUUGUUUAUUUCCAAACUUAAACCUGCUUCUUAGGUUGUGUGAAGAUUUUGAAAGUUAUACAUCCAAGUGACAGAAAUGGGCCUGAGCCACUAUUUCAAGCAUGCUUAUGUGCUACUGUCUCAAAACCCUAAUUUUUUUCAGUCAAUACUAAUGAGCACUCAUUUGAGAAAUAUUGUGUCACACAACAACUCAAUGCAUUUUGCCAAUGACUCAAUAUGUUUUGUUCAAUCAAUAUUGUGUCAGACAAUAGCAUUUUGAUUGAAACUGUUUUCAUUCCUCUUUCAUAUUUUCUAAUUUUAUGUAACGCAAUGUCUAAUCAGUACGUUCAAUCUAUAACACAACACCAGACACAUUACAGCAUGGUUCCUCAGCCCUGUUCCUGAAGAUGUGGAAUCCCAUUGGUUUUUCAUAUCAACUGAACACUCUAGUCUCUGAUUGGCUUAAGCAAACACCUGCUUCCCCAGUUAAAAUCUAGCUUCUAAUCUUAAAAUAAGGGCAGAAACCAGCAGGGCUUUGAGUCUGCAGGAGCAGGUUUUAGGAACUUUGCAUUAUGGUGGUGAAAGAGAGUAACAGGCUUGAGGUUUCUAAAAAUGGCUUGAAUAAAAAUGCAUGUUCACGAAGGUGCCCUCCUCUCAGUUAAGCACCAGUGACCAUACAAUGAGAGAGGUGGAAGCUGAUAUACAGCAUUGCUUUUGAGCCGUUUCAAUGCUUCUUGAAAUUAUAGACUAUCACCUCUUUUUAGGACAAUGAAAAGGUUAUUAGGUCAGGAUCAUAUUUAGCAAACUUGUUUCAAUACAGUAUCUGGAAAAAAACA